GGGGGCGCCGCGUGCUGAGGGGAGUUCCCCGGCGGGAGGCGGGGGCGCGCAGAUGGCGACGCAGGUGGAGGCGCUGCUGCCCGGCGCCCCGCUGCUGCCCGCCGAGGAGCGCGCCCUGGUGCUGAAGCCGCCGCAGGACGGCGGCCGGGAGAAGGGCGAGCCGCCCAUGGGCCCCGACGGCGGCCCCGCGGCGCCGAGGCCGCCCAGCGCCAAGCAGCAGAAGGAGGAGAGCAACAACCAGGAGAAGGAGAGCCUGCUGAGGGCCGGCGGCGAGGCGGAGGACGGCGGCGAGGCGGGAGGUGCGGGGCGCCGGGAGUUCAUCGAGGCCCCGCCGCCCAAGGUGAACCCCUGGACGAAGAACGCCCCCGCUGCCGCGCCGGCGGUGAACGGGCAGUCGCCUCCAGAUAUAUUUCCAACUGAUGGCCAGUCUGAACAUACAACUCCUGCAAAAGUGGUGAGGGCUGCCAACCCAAGACAGCGGAAAGGAAGCAAGGUUGGUGACUUCGGUGAUGCCACAAAUUGGCCAACACCUGGAGAAAUAGCCCACAAGAGCAUCCAGCAGCCGCACAAAGCACCAUCCCUCCGGAAACUGCCUGUCAAGAAAGACAUGAAAGAGCAGGAGAAAGGGGAUGGGAGCGACGGCAAAGAGAGCCUGAAAACCAAAUCGGACGAGUCCGGGGAGGAGAAGAAUGGAGACGACGACAACCAGAAGUCAGCCCAGAAGAAGAAAGGCAACAAACACAAGUGGGUCCCUUUGCAGAUAGACAUGAAGUCAGAGGUGCCUAGGGACAAAACGGCCUCUCGGAACAACCGGCAAAACGAGCAGCACAGGCACCCCUCCAACAACCGCAGUGAGCUGAAAGGCUGGCACCCAGACAACAAGCACGAGCGCAGCUGGCAGGACCACGAUGAAACCUCCAGCGUGAAGAGCGAGGGAGGAGCUGUGCGAGGGACCUUCCGGGGCCGAGGCCGUGGCCGCGGCAGGGGCCGUGGCCGUGGCAGAGGAGGUGAUCACUGGCACUUUGACUACCAGUAUGGGUACCGGAAAUUUGAGGGCUCGGAUGGCUCCCGCACCCAGAAGUACGCUAGCAACAUCACUUACUACUUUGACAACAUCAGCAGUGCCGAGCUCUACAGCGUGGACCAGGAACUGCUCAAAGACUACAUCAAGCGGCAGAUAGAAUAUUACUUCAGUGUGGACAACCUGGAGCGAGACUUCUUCCUGCGUCGCAAGAUGGACUCAGACGGCUUCCUUCCCAUCACCCUGAUUGCCAGCUUCCACCGGGUGCAGGCGCUGACCACCGACAUCAGCCUCAUCAUCAAGGCUCUGAAGGACAGCAAGGUGGUGGAAAUCGUGGACGAGAAGAUCAGGAGAAAAGAGCAGCCAGAAAAAUGGGCUCUGCCUGGCCCUCCUAUGGCAGACUACACACAGACGGACUUCUCGCAGUUCAUCAACUGCCCUGAGUUUGUGCCCCGGCAAAGCUUCCAGAAAGAGACAGAGUCUGCUCCUGGGUCCCCGCGUCCUGCCAGCCCGGUCCCCACCAAAACAGAGGAGGUCAGUAACCUGAAGACGAUGCCCAAGGGCCUGUCUGCAAGUCUGCCAGACCUGGAUUCAGAGACGUGGAUUGAAGUGAAGAAGAGACCUCGGCCCUCCCCAGCCAGGCCCAAGAAACCAGAGGAGUCAAAGACACUGCAGCAGCAAAAGCAAAAGGACCAAGACGAACCUGAGGAGCUAGACUUCCUCUUCGACGAGGAGAUGGAGCAGAUGGAUGGCCGUAAAAACACUUUCACCGACUGGUCAGACGAAGAUUCGGAUUACGAGAUCGACGAUCGGGACGUGAACAAGAUCCUCAUCGUGACGCAGACGCCUCCUUACCUGCGCCGGCAUCCUGGUGGGGACCGGACUGGCAACCACACAUCCAGGGCUAAAAUGAGCUCAGAGCUGGCCAAGGUGAUCAACGAUGGGCUGUACUACUACGAGCAGGACCUGUGGACAGAGCAGUUUGAGCCGGAGUAUUCACAGAUCAAGCAAGAGGUGGAGAACUUCAAGAAGGUGAAUAUGAUCAGCAGGGAGCAGUUUGACACCCUGACCCCAGAGCCCCCUGUGGAUCCAAACCAGGAAGUCCCUCCCGGUCCCCCCAGGUUCCAGCAAGUACCUACAGACGCUUUGGCUAACAAGUUGUUUGGAGUCCCUGAGCCUUCAACCAUUGCCCGGUCUUUGCCUACGACUGUACCAGAAUCGCCCAACUACCGCAACGCCAGGACCCCCCGGACCCCUCGCACGCCUCAGCUGAAGGACCCGACACAGACGCCCCGGUUUUACCCAGUGGUGAAAGAGGGCAGGACGAUAGAUGCCAAGACCCCGCGGAAGAGGAAGACGAGGCACAGUUCGAACCCCCCGAUGGAGUGCCACGUGGGCUGGGUGAUGGACUCUCGGGAACACAGGCCCCGAACUGCCUCCAUCAGCUCCAGCCCCUCGGAGGGGACCCCGGCUGUUGGAAGCUAUGGCUGCACCCCGCAGUCCCUGCCCAAGUUUCAGCAUCCUUCGCACGAGCUGCUCAAGGAGAAUGGCUUCACGCAACAUGUCUACCACAAGUACCGUCGGCGCUGCCUUAACGAGCGGAAACGACUGGGCAUUGGUCAGUCCCAGGAGAUGAACACGCUUUUCCGGUUCUGGUCCUUCUUCCUCCGAGAUCACUUCAACAAGAAAAUGUAUGAAGAGUUCAAGCAACUGGCUGUGGAGGACGGGAAGGAGGGAUACAGGUACGGUCUGGAGUGCCUUUUCAGAUACUACAGUUACGGGCUGGAGAAGAAAUUCCGGCCAGACAUAUUUAAGGACUUUCAAGAAGAGACCAUCAAGGAUUACGAAGCUGGACAGCUCUAUGGGCUGGAAAAGUUCUGGGCCUUCCUAAAAUAUUCCAAAGCCAAAAAUCUGGACAUUAACAGCAAACUGCAAGAAUACCUCAGCAAGUUCAAGCGCCUCGAGGACUUCCGAGUGGAUCCACCCAUGGGGGAGGAAGGUGGACACAAGAGAUACCCUACGACGUCAGGGGGAGAUGGCAGGAAGCGCUACCCAUCCCAGUCUUCCAGCAAAACAGUCAGCCAGUGCCCAUCCAGCCAAGCCCACGCCUCACCCAGCCAGCCUGCACAAGAGGAUGCCAAAAACCUGAGCCAGCAAUCCCCCGCCCCGUCAGCUGCAGAAUCGCAGACAGUGGGGAAGUAGAGAGGCUGCAGCCGGGGGAUGGGGUGGGUUGGCGGGGGACUGGCUUGGAGAAGGGGAGACAUGAGGGGGUGGGACAGGAAGGGAGCUGGAAGGUGGGUGCCCAGGAAUAGGCUGCUUGGGAGAAACUUCAACGCACACGAUUUUUUCUCUUGUGGCUGGAAAGCAAAGACGAUCUGCAUCUAAAACACCAUUUUGCUAUUACAACCCUGACCAGAGCCAGACCCGCUCCCAGCAGACCCACCCUUUGCUUUCCCUUCCCUCCCCUCUUGUGCACACACUCAUGUCUUAGUGUCUCUUCAAAAAAAAAAUAAUGUUCUGGCUGGGUUGGAAACGGGAGAUUUUUUUAUUAUUAUAUAUAUAUAUCAAGUUUUAAAUUAUUGCUAGAAGUUCGUCUGGAUUUACCAAAACAAGUCUGCUCUGUGCGGCCCCAAUGACUCCCCUCUGUGUCGCCCCCUUCGGAUCGCAGGGCAGCCUGCUCAGGAAGCUCGGAGGAGCGAGGUUCCCCGAUGGGGACUGAAGCCGCAGCGUGUCACGAUGCUGCGGAGCCUCUGAUCUCUAUGACCUGGCUGACGUCUCCCAUUCCACGUGUGGCGGUGCCUCUCUGACACCGACUGCCACGACAGGAUCGUCGCCCUGUUCGUCCUUCUGGUCCCUCCUCCCCAGAGUCUUCACCUCCAAACUUCCCGAGGGUCUGGCUCUCCCUCCGCCCGCCUCUCCCUUCCAUCACGGACAAUUUGGAAGUCAACCAAAGGACCUUUGCCAAGGAUAGGCUUGUUCUGACUCCUUCCUGCGAGGAUGGCUGGUGGGAGGCCGGCAGGCACUUGGACUCAAGCCUGCGUGGACGCUGCACCCCCUGCCCCAGGAAUGCCCGUCGCAUGCAAAGACAGGACUUUGCUGAAGGAGGUUUUCUCUUCCCUUGGAAAAAUGAAACAACAACAAAAAACCCCACAAACCCCUCUAAAACAACAACAACGAAAAAAACUCUUUAAAAAGACACAUGUCCCUUUGCUUUCUUCCUUGGAAAUAUUAUUGAAGAAAACAAACAAACAAACAAAAAAAAAACAAAAAACAAAAAAACACAAAAAAAAAAAGUUGCCUUAUGGUGGAGCUGGACCGGGGAGGCUCGCUGGCUUCCUGCACCCUGGGGCGCGCUAGGCUCUCGGCUCCCGCGGCCCAGAGACUCCUCACGGCAUUGCUGCCGAGCUGAUCUUCCCUGCGGCCUUUCCUCUGACCCCGCAGCUCGCUCGGAUGCCUCCCCCCACAUCGCGGAGACCCCCUGCCAGCCCUGAUUCUUAUGGGGGAAGGUGCCGAGGGCAGUCAAAUCCAAGACUUGUGCUCAUGACGUAGUUGAAGCCGCUAUGUUGUGUAUAUACCAUUGUAGCAUCCUUGCCGCAACAGCAACUGUACAUGCUUAUGGCCUCGCUCAGAACCCCCAUGCCCUCUCCGGGCACGCUGGGGCGGGAGGUCUGUCUGCUCGUCUGUGCCUCCAGCGUGGUCGGGAGGUGAGCGGGGAGAUCCGUCACAGCAGCUGGAGGGACUGGUCCUUGCUGCAAGCGAGUGGGAGGGCUGGCGUGUCCCUGGUGCCACUUAAUGCUGUAGCCUGACGAGGGAGCGAUGCAGCCCCGGGGAACUCCGUCUCCCGCAGCCGUCACUGGCCCAGGGCCGCUGGCAGGACUCGUGUUGGGUGCGAGUGGGAGACCUGCCCGGCAAAGGAGGGCUCUCGCCUGGGUUUCCUUGUGCAUCACGUCUCGGCGGGCGGCUGCGUGGAGUCUUGCGCUCAGGGUAGCAUUCCUGUGCAUCUCCAAGGGCUGAGAUAACACCGCGCUGCUCCUUGCCUAGCUGAGGCAAGGGGAUGACUGCAGAGCUGCUGCGGCAUUUUCUCUGCUCCUCUGCCCAGCACCGGGUGGGCUUCGGCAGGCAAACCCUCCCAGGGCUCGUGAGCUGUGUUCCCUUGUAAGCGCGUGGCCACGUGUGGGCAUGCGUCGGAGGGCUGAGAUCCGCUCCUGGGGCCCAGACGUAGCGCUGGAAAGUUGUGCUCCUGCCGUAAGGGUAGCAGCUCCUUUUUCAGCUAGAGCCGCUUGCCUUGCUGCUGCUGUGCUCGGUCUCCUGGGUCGGGAUACCUGCUUUGAAACUGGCUUGGUUGUGGCUCCGGCACCUCGUCCUCGUGAGCUGCAAAGUGUGCUCCUGCGUGCGGUGCGGAGCAGGCACCGCAAUGGGCUACUCACAGAUGCAGCUAAGUGCGUUACCCUCUCUGCAAAAUCACAAGCUGGUAACGAACAGUGUUUUCCUAAAGUAUCCAGUUGAUCCAGAGCUGCAUCUCAUAGCUGGGAGGAGGAGUCAUCUCUUCAGGGCUGUCCCUGUAGGGCUGCAGGGCUGGUGGAUGAGAGCAGCCAGGCGCUGAGAGUGGAGAUCAAGAGGGCAAGUUUGGGCAAGUUGUCGAUCAGCAGUGGCUGUGGAUGCUCGUGGGGCCCUGGCUGAAGUUAUCACCUUCCCGAACUGACACUGCGUCGAAGAUGCUGCUUUAGGAGGUGGGGGGGGGGGGAGGUGGGCUGGUCCGCGUGGAGCAGCUUCGUGAACUGCUGCUAGAAUUGAAAGCACAGCUGGGUUUGAGUGAGGCUGGGUAGCUGCUACUUUGCUGUUUCCUGGUGGUGUGAUCCUGCCCUGGUCUGUCCGCCCUGCCACAUCACCCUGCAGCUUGGUACCGCUCGCUCGCAGGUCCAAAUUCAGCGUGCCAACAUGUCUGAGUCCGUGGCUUGCUCCAUGACAGCAGCAGUGCUCUGGGGCUGCAGGGUAGUAACUGGGCCAGGCGGGCAAGUAACGCUCGUACAGUGCUGCGGCCGUGACUGUUAUCUCUGGAUUUCCCCUCUCUCGUGAGCCGGAGUCAGAUCUCUGAGGUUACGGAUGCAGCCGGGUUUGCCUCUGAUUUGGGAAGAAGGAGCCUCGGAGGCUGGAGUUGAGGGUUGGACAAGGACAUUGGAGAUACACUGCUGGUUGUUUGCAAGUGGAAGCGGGUCUGGAUGUGCCGCGGGUGGUCCUUGCUGCUGUGUCCCCGUGCUCCUCUCGUUGGUGCGUGUUCUCUUUUGAAGCCAGUUGUCUGCGUUUUAGGAACAAAUGAAAUAGGAAAUGAGGAGGAAUGAGCUGCUGUGGAGUUGUUGCUUGUGGAGCAGACUGUGGAAUUGCUUGGGUGGUGGUAGAGUUAAGAAAUUUCCUAGAGAAUUUCCCAAAAUCUGAAUUGAUUUUAAAUUUUUUUUUUUUUUUUUUUUUUAAGGCUGAGACUCUAGUCUUGGUGCAGAAGAGGUGUGGUCCCCCCCCCCUCUGCUGAGUCAGUGGUUUGUCACAUCAGUGUGGCUGAUGGCCCUGUGUGAAACAACCCCCACCCCCCCGCCCCCAUUUCCCAGGGGAAGGUGGGUCAGAAAAGCAAUCCCAGCGGGCCCGCCGCCCUCCGGAUUUGCGGCCUGCGUGCCUUGUUUUACUGUCUGUCGGGCAGCAGCGUAGCCCGGGAGCGAAGAAGAGACAGACGUGACGCAGCCUGAGGCGGCUGUCGCUUGCUCCUGCCUAUCUUCCUCCGGACUGAGGGAACGCGGGGCCCGUCGCCGCUGCUCUCGGCCGGGGCGCGAUGCUCUGGUUACGGGGCAGCAUCCUGCAUCCCUGCGCUGCACGGAUGCAGAGGCUGCCGAGUUGCGUGGUCCGUGGCAGGCUGAGGAGGGGCUGGCCGUGGCGAGGCUUUCCCCUGUCCUGUGGCUCGCGCAGGGGACGGGUCCGCAGAGGCACUUGGCCUCUUGCUGUGUGCAGAAGGCAUCGCACGCGGCUCGCUCCGCUGCUGGACCAAGGGACGGUUGUCCAGAGAGGGGUUUUGCUUUUGAGGAAGCUCUUGCCUUCCUGCUGAGGAGGGAGUUCGCCCUUGCUUUUAGCUUGGAUGCUUCACCACGAUCAUGUUUUUGUGUUUUUUUUUUAAUUUUAGCGGUUGGGCACGCGUACUCCUGUGAACGCUGAUGUGUCCCGCAGCUCGUGAGGUCUGUGCAGUGCUGGUGCCCAGCCACCGGCACGGCCGGAGGGAGCCCCGGCUGCUUUUGGAAAGGCUGGGUGAGGCUGUCGGGUCUCUGCAGGCAGAGUGGGGGGAGUGCUCCCCAUCUCGCCCCUCUUCUCGGGAGGUCCCAGGCUGCUACAGCUGGGGCUCCUUGCCACGGUCCCACGUGUCAGCCCGUCUUCGGGAUGCGGGUGGUUACAACGGGUACAGAGCUCUGGCGUGGGGUCAGGAGUGGAGGUGGAAGGUGUGUUUCGGAGGAGGCUUUGUUGCUUUGCCAUGCUGAUUUGGGGGGGGGGGGGGGGAAUUUAAAAAAAGUAAUAAUCCUGCUGCUCCAUUUGCCUGUCUGUCCCUCUUCCUGCUGCCCCCCUCGCACCCCUGAUGGCGGCUUGUCACUGUAGCCCUUGGGGUCCCUCGAGUUUCCACAACUGCUCAUCUUGCUUGGGACUGGUCGACUGUACUGUAACAAAAUGAUGCGUUAACCUCAGUAUCCUGCCACGUGUCUCUACACGUUCCACAUGGCAGUGCAGAGGGGGCCUUCUAGCUGUUAAUGCCUUUCCAGUUAUUUUAUCAAAAGGAAAAAAAAAAAAAAAAAAGGAAAACUGUAAAUGUAGCAAGCUGUGUUUGCAAUGCUUAUUUUCUGUCUCCUCUGAGACUGGUUAUGUCACUUUGUCACUGUUUUGAAAUGGAUGCUAGGCUCUUUUUAAGAGAGGGUUGCUACACUUGAUGUUAAAUGCCUCACUGACUUUUUUUUUUUUUUUUUUAAGUUUCCAAUACAGGUAAUAGAUGAAUGACUCUUUUUUUUUUUUUUUUUUUUUUUUUUUUUUUUCCUAAAGAAAACGUUCAUCUCGGUGGUGUGGAGCGGGUGGCUGGAGGGCAGCGUUUCAAUGAGUAGUUUACAGUUUCACUUUCUGCAGACACUUGAACAUAGGACCGAUGUAUCUGUGACAAGCACAUCCCUUGGUGGGAAGCUCCAGAGGAGCGGGGAGCGCCCUGGGUGCCUUCCAGCCCCCUGCGGCGUGCGGAACCUGCUGGGGUCAACCCCAGGGUCCCCGCGCUGUCCCCCUGCGGCUCGCUCUCCAGGUCUCAGCCCCGCACAGGGGCUGGCUCGUGCCGGUGGUGCCCCUCGCAGGAGGGGAUGCUUGGCACCACUUGGUCCCCUCGAGCCUCCCCGGUGCAGCCCCGCUCCCCCUCCUCCUCUUCCAGCCUGUCCCGGUCCCGUUGGGGUUGGAAACCUUUGGAUCUGUGGCUCAGACCCCCGCUGAGCUGCACCCCGGCGAGGGUGGCCCUCGGCUCGCUCGCCUGGAGCAAAAGGGGUGAUGGUUCGAUGUGCUGGCCCUUCUCAAACCCUGUGUGUCCCAACCUCAGCCUUCUGUUUCCCAAAACUAGAAAGUGUGUGCAACCUUCUUCAGCUGCAUUUAUCGUAGAGACAAACUUAAAAUGACUCAUCACAGACCAUGUAUCACUUGGGAGGAAAAUCUUGUUAAUAUGGCCCGCUGUACAUGAUCCAUCUUCUGUCGAUAGUACAUAAUCUUUGACCCAUGUGCUAGGAUCAUCAUCACAUAUAAAAGGAAAAGAAAAAUGUAAAAUACUUGAAUGAGAGCUUGUAUUAUAACAUUAAUAUUAUUCAGAGUAUCUGCUUUCUAGGCUGAUGUGAUUCAUUAUUCUAGUAAUGCUUUAGUCCUUUGUAAUUUGUGGUAAUUAUGCUUUUUCCUUUUUAAUACAAAAAAAUGUAUAAAAAUAAAAACUUCAAAAGACAA
Aquila chrysaetos chrysaetos is the source of this 9007-nucleotide messenger RNA. It is a transcript of the gene LARP1, whose product is annotated as La ribonucleoprotein 1, translational regulator. Bases 53 to 3223 code for a protein of 1056 amino acids. Gene Ontology annotation, cellular component: cytoplasmic stress granule; cytosol. NCBI's taxonomy places the organism in Eukaryota, Metazoa, Chordata, Aves, Accipitriformes, Accipitridae. Gene Ontology annotation, molecular function: RNA cap binding. The record is from RefSeq and is a predicted model, not a curated record. Gene Ontology annotation, biological process: positive regulation of translation; mRNA stabilization. The transcript has 20 exons.